GUCGUUUUGGGGUUAGAGGAAAAAGACCGGAGGGGAUGGGCUGUUCAACAAACACUAUUCUUACUUUUUUCCUAGAUAUGCAUGCCAAGAUGUUUGCUGGCCUGUUUCUGACCAUUCUUCUCAGCAUCAGCUUUUUAAGAUCUGAAUCUCAAGCAAAGGUUGUUCCAGGACAAGACAGGAUACAAAGAGGUGGGGGACCUGUCCGGCGGGACUGGCCAAUGCAGCUGACCCAGGACCAGAAACAUUUGAUCUCCCAGUUCUUGCCUCACCUGUAUCACUCUGAACUUGCUGCUUUGGGAAAUAAUCUGAAUGAGGACGAUAUGCAUUUUCCAAACUGGAUGGAUUUUGGACGAAGAAGUUCUGAAGAUCAGGAUGGAGAUGCCUAG
Thamnophis elegans (Western terrestrial garter snake) is the source of this 386-nucleotide messenger RNA. Its product is annotated as gastrin/cholecystokinin-like peptide. The coding region runs from base 36 to 386 and encodes 116 amino acids. The transcript has 2 exons. NCBI's taxonomy places the organism in Eukaryota, Metazoa, Chordata, Lepidosauria, Squamata, Natricidae. The record is from RefSeq and is a predicted model, not a curated record.